Molecule: messenger RNA, 2733 nt
Organism: Agrilus planipennis (emerald ash borer)
Lineage: Eukaryota; Metazoa; Arthropoda; Insecta; Coleoptera; Buprestidae
Product: probable protein phosphatase CG10417
Exons: 7
Coding region: 223-2139 (638 amino acids)
Biological process (GO): protein dephosphorylation
Molecular function (GO): protein serine/threonine phosphatase activity; cation binding
Source: RefSeq, a predicted model, not a curated record
GGACGAUUGGCAGAACUGUUAGGAUUGGUACUAUGAUAGAGGUGCUUGAGGUAACCUUACUUUUUCAUAGGCUUAAAAGCACAAUAAUUUGUAAUGCAUUAUAGAAUAAUUUAAUGUAGAGUAAAUAUUGUUUAAAUUCAGUAUUUGGGUCAUUUUUCGUAGGCUAGUGCGUGCUUGUGAAAAACAGUGUAUUUAUUUUGUGAAGUCCUAAAAAGUAUAAUUAUGGGUUUAUAUUUAUCCUAUUUAUCAGAGCCAAUUACCGAAAAAGUAUCCAGCGAUGAAGCCAAUGAAAAAUUAGUAGUGGGUUCUAGUUCAAUGCAAGGUUGGCGUGAAAAUCAAGAAGAUUCUCACAAUUGCAUUCUCGAAUAUGAUAAGAAUACUUCACUAUUUGCAGUUUAUGAUGGACAUGGAGGUCAUGAAGUUGCAGUGUACACUUCACAAAUGCUUCCAGAAUUUAUUAAAGAAACUGAAGCAUAUAAAAGUGGAAACAUUGAAAAAGCUCUUAUUGAUGCAUUCCUUAAUUUUGAUGCUACUCUGAUUUCACCAGAGGUAAUUGAUAAGUUAAAAAAAAUAGCUGCUGAAAAAUUAGAAGCAGAAGAAAUAGAUGAUGAUGAUGACGAUGAAGAGAAUGUUUCUCAUUUGUAUGAAGAAGCAUCAAUGCCAAUAGAACAAGUGAUUGAGAAGUACACAUCCAAACUAUUAAAGACAAAGAAAAAAUCCUUAAAAGUGGUUCAAGUUGAAAAAGAAAAAGCAAGUUCCAGCUCAAAGUCUUCUUCAGAAGUAUCACCUAGUUCUACAUCAUCCAAAGAUAAUGUAGAUGAAGCUAUUUCAAACAAAUGUGAAGUUACCAGUAGCAUAUGUGAGAAAAACACAGAUUCUUUCACUCCAGAAACAUCUGCAAAUACAGUUUCUUCAACUUCUGAAGAUAAUCAAGACUUAGCAGAGGCUAACAGUGUCAAUGAAAAUGUUUGCAUAAAAGCUGAUAGUAGUGCAGAAGAAGGUGAAAAGGAAAUAACAGAUUCAGAAGCAAUAGUUAAAUCUAGUCAAAUUCAGAAUGGAGAUAUUUCACCCAACAAAGGUAAAAAAUCUGCAGAGGACGUAGAAAAAGUUGAUAGUUCUUCCCCACAAGAAAAUGGCUUUUUAUCCACUAAAGGGAAAGGCAAAGCAAUUGUAAAAAAGCAACCCAUAGGCGAUUCCGGAAGACCAAAAAGAACAGCAACCCAUUUGUAUAAUAAACUUCUCACAGAUUCUGUUAGCAGUGAAUCAGAUGAUGAUGAUGACGACGAUGAUGAAGAAGAUAAAACCUUCACAGGUCCUGCUGAUUCGUCUGAUGAUGAUGACAACGAUGUUGUUAACUCCACAGUAGAGACAGAAGACUGUUCUGAAAGUGAAGAUGAAGAACAAGAUGAAGAAGAUGAUGGGGAUGAAGAAGAUCUGGAUGAGGAAGAAGAAGAUGAAGAAAGCAUGGAAUUUCAAAAGAACAUGAAAGAUGAACCUGGAUCGGGCAGCGGUUGUACAGCUGUAGUAGCAUUACUUCGAGAAAAUCGAUUAUUUGUAGCGAAUGCGGGGGAUUCUAGGUGUAUCGUCUGUCGAAAUGGAAAAGCAGUAGAGAUGAGUUUUGACCAUAAACCUGAAGACCAGCCUGAAGAGGAACGAAUUAAAAAAGCUGGCGGCAAAGUGACUGCAGAUGGUCGUGUAAACGGAGGUUUGAAUUUGUCUCGAGCACUUGGUGAUCACGCAUACAAACAAAAUAAAGAACUGUCCGAUCGUGAGCAAAUGAUCACAGCUCUACCGGAUAUCAAAACUUUAACGAUUAAUCCAGGACAAGAUGAGUUUAUGGUGUUGGCAUGCGAUGGCAUUUGGAACUCCAUGACUAACCAGGAAGUUGUUGAUUUUAUCAGGAGUCGUAUUGAAAAAGGUGAAACAAGAAUGUCACGAAUAUGUGAAGCGAUGUUUGAUUCUUGUUUGGCGCCAAAUACAAUGAACGAUGGCACCGGUUGCGAUAAUAUGACUGCUAUAAUUGUUCAAUUUAAAAACAGUUCAAAAAAGCGUACGGCUCCGGAAGACGACAUUCAAUCAACAGAGUCCACUAAAAGAGCUAAGACUGACACAGAAGGAGAAUGUGCCCCUUCCAUGUAAUAUUUUUCAAUUCCAUACGUUUUUCUUAUUUUUCAUUUGGCCAAGAAUGUAUUUAUCUUCAGCAGAGGCCAAUUGUUUACACUAAUUGAACAUAAAUUUGAAGAUAAUUUAAAAAGAUGGUAUAAGUUGCGAAUUUGAACUGGUAAAAGAUGAAGUCAAAAAUGAAUUAAUUCAGUUUCUAAUUUUAGUACUUGACAAGAAAGACAGUAUAUUUUAUUACAAAAAGUGUAGUAGUGGUGCCUUCAUUUUUUACAAUAUGUAUUGUUAAUAGGAUUUAUAAAAUAAAUUUCUAAGAGACCAGUGAAAUUAAUUAACAAAUAGUCAGGUAGCAAUUAUGCAGUAUGUAAAUGCUUUCAAGGUAGCUAUUACUUGUAAAUAAUUACAUUUGCUUAAUUGUAUAUUUUUACUCAAGUUCUUUUAAUUUGAAAAUGCAGUAAUUAUGUACAAUAAAUAGCUAUACAUAGUUUAUAAAAUUAAUUUUUAUGCAACUAUUUUUUAACUAGUUUAUGUUUUUGUGUGUUUAUAAGUCCACUGUAGUUUAAUAAUUUGUAAAAUAUGAAAGUAUUUUUUAAUACAUUGUCUUACCUGAAAACG